UAAACCGCCAUGUGCAAUGCUCCACCACAAAAUCAACCUACACGGGAAAGGUAAUCAAGUUCGUUCUGCUUAGUAGGUACUGGUUAAAAUUUCUUCAAAAAUUAUACAUAGAUCAAAUAAAUUUACGUGGAGAAAUUACCAAUAAUUCCGAAGAAAACUUGCAGCACAACUUAACCUUAUACGAUAAUAACCUCAUUUGUUUAUCCGGUACAUUGAAGCAUUAUUUAGUAAAAUGAUUUUAAAUAACAAUCAAGUCGAAGACAUUUUAACGCACCAAGAAUACACUAAAACUUUACUGUCGAGUAUGCUCUAUUUGAGUUUAGACAAUGCAGAAAAUGAAAAGCUAAUUAUUAACACCCUUAAUAAAAUGCUGGGAUCGGCAAACCAUCGCAGGGAAGGUUUGGAAUACCUACGAUUGGUAAUCAACAAUUGCACUUUGGCAACUAUUGUUGACAAUGCUUUUACUUGGAUCAACCAUUGUGUUAUUAAAUACAAUGAUGAUAUAUUACGAGAACAAAAACUAGUACUUUUAGCAAACAUUGUUGAAAUUGCUCAUUUGGACUCUGACUUCAAUAAAAAAUUUGUGUCAGAUUAUAUUGCCAAAAUAUUGGACAGCUGCUUGGUGACAUCUCAUGCAAACUCAUAUGAGCAUCAAGCUGGUUUAACAUUGUUAACUGCUUGCCUUAAAUAUUACCCUAGUUGGUUUACGUUACACAAAAUUAAAAUUGAAAACUAUCUUUUAAUUUUUUUGGAUAGCAGUUCUGAAGAUUUGGUGCAGAAAUCAGCAGUAGCAUUUCAUUACUUGCAGCAGGUCGGUGGUGCUGGUGCAAACGGGAUCAAUCAUAAAACAAACUUUACACAAAACUUUCACAAAUUGUGUGGAACAGUUCAAAAACUGCUCAGCAAUUUCUUUGAAGGGCAACACAUGUUUUCUCCAGAUAUUUCAGAGGAAUGCUUUGAGUUUGGUGCAGAGUCAGAAGUUUCAUUGUUUGUAUUAGAGAGAAGAUUGAGAAACUGUUUGAAAUUUAUAGAAAUAAUGAUAAGAACACGAUUUUCAGUGGCUAAAGAAAUUAAACCAAAAAAAUUGAUAGAGCUUAUUGCAAAAGGUAUGUUGGUGCAUAAAUGUGUGAGCAAAAAUAAUGUGGAAUCUGUAGAGGCUUUCCAGUUUUCACUGUUGUUGUCGAAUAUUCAAACAAAGCUGCUAAACCUGCUGAGGGUUUUUAUUUUGUGGCAGAAAUCUAAUAUUUUGAUGUUUUCUUAUCCAAUAUCCAAAGUUAUUGUAGAUGCUCUCGAAAGAAGUCAGUCAUGUGAUUGUUUCAAAUAUGAAGGCAUCUUUCAAGAAUCAGUCUACAGAACACUUGGAGAAUGGAUAAAGGUUCUUAAAAGUUCAUUGCAUGUGCAUUUUCAGACUCAAAUUAUCAAUUUCGUGUUAAAAGAUAUCACGCCAGUAACGACUUCCGUGUCACUGAGUAUUUCGGAAGCGGCGACUAAAAAUAAAAGUGCCAAAGCCAAAAGAAAAUUUGUCGAAAACAGAAUAAUCGCUAGUGGGUCAACUUUGUCACAUCAAAGCAAUUCCACAUCAGUUGUAACAACUAAUGAAGCGAAUAGGUGUAAAUUUGCGCUGAAGUGUCUUGAAAUUCUACUGGAACAUACGAAACUGAGUGUAACUGCUAAUUUGCUUCAAACUCUUUAUAAAUCAGUUUUCGACACACUAGCUACUAUUGACACAUCAACAGAGUCCUUAUUUCCCUACACAAAAUCAGAAUGCCUAAUCAAUCUUUACAAAGUGCUAGUUGCUUUCUAUCAUCAAGAUAAUCUCAGAGUUUUGCCACCUCUACAGACGACUAUAAAGUUUCUUGUUACGGGGAUUAAUAGCAAUAACAGGUCCAUAGCGGAAGUGUGCGAACAUGGUAUAAAAAUACUGGAAAUCUUAUGCCAACCCGUUUGUCCCACAUUGUAUGUGGGUAGAGCCAAUGAAUUAGAUGACCUCGACGCAGAUUCAGAGGAGAUGCCAUCUUUAUUAAUCGAGGAAGAUGUAGUGUCUAGACAUUCACCCAUUUCCUUAAUGGAUUCUGAAGUUGCAAUAGUAAGAGAAACAACAUCUGAACCGGACGUAGACGUAGACAUAGUAGAAAUGAUAUCAGAAACAGUUGAAGAAGAUUCAGUAACUCUUAGAGUGGAAAAAAGUCCAGUCACGACUGCCUUCGAUGACAGUAACAGCAAAUGCGCCUAUACCGAAGCAGAGAUUAACAAUCAGAAUAAUAUAAAUAGCGAGUUAGAGAGUGAAGCAAAUAGGGAAGAGCGAGUCACAUCGCAAAGCGAAAACGUACUGAACGCAUCAGACGACAACGCAGGCGAAAAUGAAGAAAUAUUAAGUAGGGUGUCUGCCACCGAAGAAGAAAACAAUAGACCCGCGAGUGAACCAAAUAAUGAGCAAAUUACGGAAGAAAUAUCUUCAGCUGUGACAGGUGAAGAACCCCCGGCGAAGAAACCCCGACGUGAAGUGCAAGAUAAGGAUGAUUUGGAGGAUAUUUUUGAAGAAAGGGGGGCGUUACCUGAUGACAGUUUGGUCGAGGAUGAUUCUUUCGUGGACGAAAUCAAGGAGUAUUAGAAACGUUUUCUUCCAUGUUUUUGACGGGAAGCAAAUGAAAAUGUUCUUUAAACCAUUAAAUAAAAAAUUGUGCCGUACUGCUUUUUUUGAAUCACU
Messenger RNA from Cylas formicarius (sweet potato weevil), 2707 nucleotides. RefSeq lists its product as uncharacterized. The transcript has 8 exons. The record is from RefSeq and is a predicted model, not a curated record. Bases 233 to 2611 code for a protein of 792 amino acids. Gene Ontology annotation, cellular component: nucleus. Gene Ontology annotation, biological process: rRNA processing. Lineage: Eukaryota; Metazoa; Arthropoda; Insecta; Coleoptera; Brentidae.